Messenger RNA from Lutzomyia longipalpis, 6594 nucleotides. Its product is annotated as unconventional myosin-VIIa-like. Gene Ontology annotation, molecular function: microfilament motor activity; actin filament binding; ATP binding. Gene Ontology annotation, biological process: sensory perception of sound; sensory organ development; vesicle transport along actin filament. NCBI's taxonomy places the organism in Eukaryota, Metazoa, Arthropoda, Insecta, Diptera, Psychodidae. Gene Ontology annotation, cellular component: cytoplasm; vesicle; myosin complex. The transcript is spliced from 10 exons. The record is from RefSeq and is a predicted model, not a curated record. Bases 102 to 6392 code for a protein of 2096 amino acids.
AAUAAUUUUUAUUCAGUCCUGUGUAGUUUUUUUCCUCAAGAGUGUAAAAAGUUGAAAUUAUUAAAAUUUUAACCACCUAAACAGGUGCAGGAUCUUCAAAAAUGGUUCACAUCAAUCAACAUAGCGAUUGGGUUUGGGUUAAACCCUCAUCCAGUGGGGAAUUCAAAAUCCCCGUGGGAUGCAAAGUUGUUAAGACAGAUCGAGGACGAACACUUGUUUGUGACGAUGAUGGUCAGGAGUAUUGGAUCCCAUCUGACCAGAUACUCAAAGGGAUGCACUCAACAUCACAAAAUGGAGUGGAGGACAUGAUAACGUUGGGAGAUCUCCAAGAACAUGCCAUCUUACGUAAUUUGCACGUUCGCUACAAGAAGCAUGAUAUCUACACCUAUAUUGGGAGCAUGCUGGUGGCUAUAAAUCCCUAUGAGAUCCUUCCCAUUUACACCAACAACGAGGUAGUUUUCUAUCGUGGCAAAAAGCUCGGGGAUCAUCCUCCGCAUAUUUUUGCAAUUGGCGACAAUGCCUAUCAGGACAUGAAGAAAACCAAAAAGGAUCAGUGCAUAGUGAUUAGUGGGGAAUCUGGUGCGGGUAAGACAGAAAGCACCAAAUUAAUCCUCCAAUAUUUGGCGGCAAUUAGUGAGAAGCACUCAUGGAUUGAGCAACAGAUAAUUGAUGCAAAUCCCAUACUCGAAGCUUUCGGGAAUGCAAAGACAGUGCGCAAUGAUAAUUCCUCGCGCUUCGGGAAGUACAUUGAUAUUCAUUUUGAUAUGAAUAAUGUGAUUGGUGGUGCAAAGAUUGAGCAGUAUUUGCUGGAAAAGUCGCGUAUUGUGCAUCAAAAUCGCGGUGAAAGAAACUACCACAUCUUCUACUCAAUGCUGGCUGGAAUAAGUAAGGAAGAGAAGAAGGAGCUAGAGCUGGAGGAUGCUUCCAAAUAUCACUACCUUACAAGUGGUGGAGUCACUACCUGCGAUGGUCGCAAUGAUGCAAAUGAAUUCGCAGACAUACGAGCAGCAAUGAAGGUUCUAUCCUUCACAAAUGAUGAUAUUUCAAACAUUUUUCGUCUUCUGGGAGCAAUUCUGCAUUUGGGAAAUCUCAAAUACAAAGCCGUCGUUGUACAAAAUCUCGAUACGAGUGAAGUGAACGAUCCUGUUAAUUCAUCGAGAGUUGCAUCCCUUCUUGGUGUGCAGAAGAGUCUCCUAACUGAUUCCCUGACAAGGAAAACUAUCAUAGCUCAGGGUGAGAGAGUUGUUUCAUCCUUGUCGAAGGAGGCCGCUAAGAAUGGACGGGAUGCAUUUGCAAAGGCAAUCUAUGGGAAGAUAUUCAUAAAGAUUGUCGAUGAAAUCAACAAGACCCUGUACACGUCUGAGAAGAGGCAGUAUUCCAUUGGGGUAUUGGAUAUAUUUGGGUUUGAGAAUUUUGAAAUAAACAGUUUUGAGCAGCUUUGCAUAAAUUAUGCCAAUGAGAAUUUGCAGCAAUUUUUCGUGAAGCACAUUUUCAAAAUUGAGCAAGAAGACUACACGAAAGAGGGCAUAAAUUGGCAGCAUAUUGCGUUUGUGGACAACCAGGAUGUCCUGGAUAUGAUUGGGAUGAAACCCAUAAACAUGAUGUCACUCAUUGAUGAGGAAUCAAAAUUCCCAAAGGGCACCGAUGUGACCAUGUUGGCAAAGCUGCAGAGCUCCCAUGAGAGUAAGACGAUCUUCCUGAAAUCCAAAUAUGAUCAAUCAACUGCCUUUGGGAUUCAACACUUUGCUGGACCAGUUUUCUACAAUGUUCAUGGAUUUCUGGAGAAGAAUCGUGACUCCUUCAGUGCAGAUCUGCGAGAAAUGAUCGAUAAGUCGAGCAAUCAAUUCCUCUAUGGGCUCUUCAAUCAGCCAGGUGAACAAAGUGAAGCAACAAAGCGCAAUGUAACCCUCUCAUCGCAAUUUAGGAUUUCUCUCGAUGCUCUCAUGCGGACACUCAUCGUAUGUCAGCCAUCCUUUGUGCGAUGCAUCAAGCCAAAUGAACUCAAGAAGGCAAAUCUCUUCGAUAGAGAUUUAUGCGUAAAGCAGUUGCGGUACUCAGGGAUGAUGGAAACGGCGAGAAUUCGUAGAGCAGGAUACCCAAUUAGGCACACCUAUAGGGAAUUUGUGGAUCGAUACCGUAUCCUAGGAUCGGGGAUUACCACUAAAACAGAUAUCCGAGUGGCAUCAACAAAAAUUUGUGAUCAAGUCUUAAAAGGCUCCGAAGAGGACUACCAAUUUGGCCAUACAAGGAUCUUCCUUAAGGACUCGCAUGAUCUCCUACUGGAGGAGAGACGUACAGCUGUAUAUCUCAGAUCUGUUUUAAUAAUUCAACGAGGCUUCAGACGGGUACUGUUUCGACGAUUUAUCAGGCGCUACCGAGAGGCAGCAAUUACACUUCAGAAGCACUGGAGAGCCCAUGGGUACCGUGCUCGUUAUCUCGUUAUGCAAAAAGGAUUCAGACGGCUACAGGCUGUACUCUACUCACGCCAAUUGGUCCAUGAGUUUGCACGGAACCGUGAGACAAUUGUACGCCUUCAGGCACGUUGCCGAGGUUUCCUAAUACGUCGAAAUAUUCAGGAGAAGAUCAAAGAAAAGGCCAAGCGAAUGAAGGAAUUAAUGUUGCUGAAGAAACAAGAGGAAGCGCAAUUCAAGAAGCUCGGACAGGCACAGUGGCAGGAGAUUGCAGAGGUCAAUUACAGAAAUCGCGUUGCGGAACUAUCAAAAGAUAUGGCUGUGGAAAGUGAGUCUCAAGUUGCACCACAAUCACGACAUUCCUACCGCGAUGAGGACAAUGAAGUGGUUGAUGCGGUAUUUGACUUCCUACCGGAUACAAGUCCUGAACCCCAGCCAAAACACCCAACUGCCCUAGGCGAAAAAGAUGAAUCAAUUGGAUUGCCAAGGAGCACACAGAGGCACGAGGAUUUAUCACACUUCAGCUUCCAGAAGUAUGCUGCAACAUAUUUUGUUAAUAAUGUAACAUCGCAAUAUAGCAAACGCAAGCUUCGCUCAUCGCUGCUGGACCUUCCGUAUCCAAUUGAUGAAAUUUCAGCUCAGGCCAUUUGGAUAACAAUUUUGCGCUUUAUGGGCGACAUGGCUGAGGCAAAGUAUGAAGAUGAAGAGGAACGACAUAUUCCCGUAAUGGCAAAACUCCACACAACCUUCAGCAGGAGCUUUGCAAAGACCCCCGAAUAUCGGGAGAUGAUGGAACAAAUGUCCGAAAGUAGGCAGCAGAAGCUCAUCAAUAAGACACUGAAGGGACGAUCAAAAUUGCCAGCUGAAAUAAAGCGUUUGGUGGAGAAUAAUGAGGAGAUGACGGUGUACCAGGAAUGGUUGAAUGCACGAAGUAGCAAUUUGGAUAAAUUGCAUUUUAUUAUUGGGCACGGAAUUCUCAAGCCGGUGCUGCGAGAUGAAAUUUUCUGUCAAAUCUGCAAGCAACUCACAAAUAAUCCCCAUCAUACGUCCUAUGCCAAAGGGUGGAUUUUGCUGAGUUUGUGCGUUGCCUGCUUCCCACCAUCAGAUAAAUUUGAGAUUUAUCUCAGGGCAUUUAUUCGUGAUGGACCAGAGCUAUUUGCACCAUAUUGCGAGGAGAGAUUGAACAGAACACUGAAGAAUGGUCCUCGUAGUCAACCUCCCUCUUUCCUUGAGCUGCAAGCCACCAAGAAUAAGUCUCCAAUGCACUUGAAUGUGAUGCUAAUGGAUGGAACAACACGUCGUGUUGAGGUUGAUUCAGCUUCAACAGCCCAAGAGGUGUGUCACGAAUUAUUCGUGAAUUUGGGCCUAAAGGAUACAUUUGGAUUUUCCAUUUUCAUCACCCUCUACGGCAAAGUGAUGUCCCUGGGAUCUGGGCGGGAGCACAUCCUCGAUGCCAUCUCCAAAUGUGAGCAAUACCUCAAGGAACAGGGUGGCAAUGAACGUAGUGCUCCAUGGCGCAUUUAUCUGCGAAAGGAAAUUUUCACCCCGUGGCACAAUCCAGGAGAAGAUCAAAUCUCCACGGAAUUAAUUUACAGACAAAUCUGCCGUGGGGUGAGUUGUGGUGAAUUGCGGUGCAAGACAGAAAAUGAAAUUGCAAUGCUGGCUGCACUACAGUUCUACAUUGAGAAUGGACAUGAAAUGAAUAUUGGAAAGCUACGUGAGGCCAUCCCGAAUAUCCUGCCGAAAGAUCUUGUCAAUGAGAGGAAUAUUUCCAAGUGGGAAACUACCAUUGCGAAGGCAUUCAAGCACAGCAAUCGCACGAGAGAACGUGCUUCGGCGAUUGUUGUGAAGGAGGAUCUCGUGAUAUUUGCCCUCAUCAACUUCACAAUGAUGUUCUCUCAAUUCUACGAAGCUGUCCUCGUGGAAGGAUUUCAGACACCUGAGAAAAAUCUCGUUAUUGCCAUUAAUUCAUCUGGUGUGUACAUUUUGAAUGAUCAAGAACAAGUCUUGGUGGAAUUGUCCUUCACGGAGAUACUAGCAGUUUCCCAGAGGAUCGGGGAGAAUAACAUAGAUGAGCUCAUUAUUUCAACACUUCACAAAGUUGAAUUUAUCUUCCAAUGCUAUGAAUCAAGUAGUGUUGUCGAUGUGAUACAAUUCCUCAUUCAAGGAUUGAGAGAAAGAUCAUCCUACGUGGUUGCAGUGCAGAAUUACACGCACACCGAUCCUACGGAUGAGUCCUACUUGAAAAUCCUCAAAGGUGAUCUCAUUAAAUUGGGUCUUGGCUACAGUGGGCAGAGUCUCCUAAAUGAUGAAAUUACAUGGGCCUAUGGGGAGUGCAACAAGAAGACAGGAGAAUUCCCAACUGAUGCUGUCUAUGUUCUACCCUGUAUGGAACCUCCCUCGCAGGAAAUUCUAGAUUUAUUCAGGAUGACCGGAAUGGCUAAGGGAAAACCACAAUUAACUGCACAUCUCGAUGCUAAGGAGAUGAGAAGAAUGCAUACCCUGGAGAAAUUUGCAGCGGAACACUUUAGAUCGAACUUUGUAUCUGCCAGCAGCUCCAAUGUGCUAACUUCAGUCCAUCAGAAUACAUCGGAAAUUCUUUGGAAGCACACGAGAGACCCAAUGAAAGCUCCCCUAUUGGCAAAACUCCAGAGAGAUCAGGCACGAUCAAAUCAAGCUGUUGUCAUCUUCCAAACAAUUCUACGCUACAUGGGUGAUUUGCCAAAAGGUCGUGGCCCCAUUGACACUGAUAUCAUCUUCACUCCCGCUAUAAAAGAUGAAAUUUUGCGUGAUGAAGUCUUUUGUCAAAUUAUGCGACAACUCACGGCAAAUUCCAUACAGAUUAGCGAGGAAAGAGGAUGGGAUCUCAUGUGGUUGGCAACGGGUGUAAUGCUACCAAGUUCACUUGUCCUUAAGGAACUCACGGAAUUCCUGAGAACACGAUCACAUCCCCUUGCUGGUGAAUGUGCGUCGCGUAUUAAGAAGAUCACAAAGAGUGGUGCCCGACAGUACCCACCGUAUAUAAUUGAAGUGGAAGCAAUUCGAUGCAGAAGUAUGCAAAUCUUCCACAAAAUCUACUUCCCCGAUGACACAGAUGAGGCAUUUGAGAUUGAAUCUUCCACUAAAGCGAGUGAUCUGUGCAAAACAAUUGCUAAACGCUUGGAAUUGCAAUCUCACGAUGGUUUCAGCUUAUUCGUGAAGAUCCUCGAUAAGGCAUUCUCCGUGCCCGAAGAGUACUUCCUCUUUGAUUUCAUCUACGAACUCGUUGAGUGGACAAAGGCAACACUUUCACGUUCGGGUGAUGGACAAAUUUUGUGUCAAUACCAAUUGUUCUUCAUGAAAAAAUUGUGGAUUAAUAUGAAUCAAAAAGAUCGCAAUGCUGAUCACAUUUUCUACUUCCCACAAGAAGUCCCGAAGUUCAUUAAUGGCUACUACAGAGUUUCCAAGAAUGAAGUUAUCAAAAUUGGAGCUUUAAUCUAUCGUUCCUACUAUGGGUCAGACGCCUCUGGUUUUCAGCAUGGCUUUGCUGAUGUUCUUCCCCAAUUGAUACCUGAAGAUCAUAUUCCCCUCCACAAGGCUGAUGAUUGGAAGAAGAUGAUCCAAAGUAUGUACAAUUCACAAAAGGCAUUGGAUGAAUUUGCAGCCAGAGAAGAAGUCUUGCAGUACAUGAGGCAAUUCCCCACAUUUGGCUCGACAUUCUUCGUUGUGAAACAAUCCACUGAUCCCAACCUACCAAAUAUCCUCCUCAUUGCCAUCAAUCGCAGAGGAUUCCACAUUGCGGAUUUGAGAACAAAGGAUAUCAUUCAAAGUUAUAAUUUCUCAGAAUUAAGUUACUGGAGUUCAGGAAACACUUACUUCCACAUUCGCUUUGGAAACAUGAUGGCAUCAUCAAAACUCCUCUGUGAAACAUCACAAGGUUAUAAAAUGGAUGAUUUGCUGUCUUCAUAUAUUAAAUAUUUAAAAUCUAUUCAAUCAUACUAAAUAUUAUAUAGGUACAUAAUUCAAUGUAACUUCAUGAAAUUAUGUUAUAUAGCCAGAAAAAAAUCAAAUAAAAGUAUUACACAUAUUAUAAUAAUCAUUGAAUUCAUUAUAAAUUUUUAUGUAAUAUCAUUUAAUAAAAAUGUAUAAGAAAAAUAAUAAAAUAUUACAAUAUAAUAAAUUUGGGAAUGGAAUAUAAAAAAAA